Molecule: messenger RNA, 9438 nt
Organism: Saccharomyces mikatae IFO 1815
Lineage: Eukaryota; Fungi; Ascomycota; Saccharomycetes; Saccharomycetales; Saccharomycetaceae
Gene: VPS13
Product: membrane morphogenesis protein VPS13
Exons: 1
Coding region: 1-9438 (3145 amino acids)
Biological process (GO): protein targeting to vacuole; mitochondrion organization; protein retention in Golgi apparatus
Cellular component (GO): extrinsic component of membrane
Source: RefSeq, a predicted model, not a curated record
AUGUUAGAGUCUCUAGCCGCUAAUUUGCUAAACCGAUUAUUAGGCUCAUAUGUGGAAAAUUUCGAUCCUAACCAAUUAAAUGUUGGUAUAUGGAGUGGUGAUGUGAAGUUGAAAAACUUGAAACUAAGAAAAGAUUGCUUGGACUCAUUAGAUCUACCUAUAGACGUAAAAUCAGGGAUACUGGGCGAUUUGGUAUUAACAGUUCCAUGGUCAAGUUUGAAGAAUAAGCCCGUAAAGAUUAUUAUCGAAGACUGCUAUUUAUUAUGCUCCCCUCGGUCAGAGGAUAAUGAGAAUGAUGAAGAGAUGGUGAAGAGAGCAUUUCGGUUAAAAAUGAGAAAAGUGGCUGAAUGGGAAUUGACUAAUCAGGCCCGCAUACUGAGCAAUCAAUCGGAGAAUAAGACAUCGUCAUCUUCCUCAGGAAAAAACAAUACCGGGUUCAUGCAGUCCUUGACUACAAAAAUUAUAGAUAAUUUACAAGUCACCAUAAAAAAUAUUCAUUUGAGGUACGAAGACAUGGACGGGAUCUUCACGACGGGUCCUUCUUCUGUUGGGCUGACUUUGAAUGAGCUAUCAGCUGUAUCCACAGAUUCCAAUUGGGCACCAAGCUUCAUUGAUAUUACUCAAAAUAUCACGCACAAGCUACUAACUUUAAAUUCACUUUGUUUGUACUGGAAUACUGACUCUCAGCCUUUGAUUUCUGAUGGCGAUAAAGAUAGAAGUUUGGAGAAUUUUUUAACGAGUUUCAAAGAUAUGAUUGCAUCGAACGAUUCUACUGUUCCUAAGCAUCAAUACAUUCUGAAACCGGUUAGUGGGUUGGGGAAGCUUAGUAUUAACAAGCUCGGUUCCACGGAGGAGCAACCACAUAUUGAUUUGCAGAUGUUCUAUGAUGAAUUUGGUUUAGAACUAGACGAUACGGAAUACAAUGAUAUCUUACAUGUCUUAUCUAGCAUCCAGUUAAGACAAAUUACCAAGAAAUUCAAAAAAGUCAGACCAUCUUUCGCAGUCAGUGAAAACCCAACAGAAUGGUUCAAAUAUAUCGCCAUUUGUGUUGUUAACGAAAUUCAUGAAAAGAAUAAAAUGUGGACUUGGGAAAGUAUGAAGGAGAAAUGUGAGCAACGGAGGUUAUAUACAAAAUUAUGGGUUGAAAAAUUAAAAUUAAGAAAUUUGGAAACUCAAUUACGUGACUCCGAUCAAGAGGCUCAACUGUCUGAACUGCAUAAAUAUUUAACGUACGAUGAAAUUGUUCUCUUUAGGUCUGUUGCUAAGAGACAGUACGCGCAAUACAAACUGGGCAUGAGUGAAGAUUCGCCCACGCCCACUGCUAGCUCCAAUAUUGAACCGGAAACUUCCAACAAGUCUACAACAAAAGGUAAUGGAGGCUGGCUCUCUUCAUGGUGGAAUGGUAAACCUGCCGAUGAAGUAGACGAAGACUUAAUAAUGUCAGAAGAGCAACGUCAAGAGCUUUAUGAUGCUAUCGAAUUUGACGAGAAUCAAGAAAAGGGUCCUGUACUGCAGGUACCUAGGGAUAGGGUUGAACUUCGUGUAACAAGUCUACUAAGAAAGGGUUUAUUCACUAUACGAAAGAAAAAGCAAAACUUAAAUCUGGGUUCUAUUAUUUUUGAGAAUUGUAAAGUCGAUUUUGCCCAAAGACCAGAUUCAUUUUUAUCGAGCUUCCAAUUGAACAAAUUUAGCCUGGAAGAUGGCUCGCCUAACGCAUUAUAUAAACAUAUUAUCAGUGUUAGGGGUGCAUCUAAAGAUCAAUCUUCAAAUGACCGUCUCGUUUCCGGAGGGAAAGAAGAAGAGGAAGAACCUUUAUUGCGUGCUUCAUUUGAAUUAAAUCCACUAGAUGGGUUAGCCGAUUCGAACUUGAACAUCAAAUUAUUAGGAAUGACUGUGUUUUAUCAUGUCCAUUUCAUUACAGAAGUUCACAAGUUUUUUAAGGCGUCAAAUCAACACAUGGAAACGAUCGGUAAUAUAGUUAACGCUGCAGAAGCAACUGUAGAGGGUUGGACUACACAAACAAGAAUGGGUAUAGAGUCCUUGCUAGAGGAUCACAAAACUGUAAAUGUAUCCUUAGAUUUGCAAGCACCGUUGAUCAUAUUACCGUUGGAUCCGCAUGAUUGGGAUACUCCUUGUGCAAUCAUCGAUGCCGGUCAUAUCUCUAUACUCAGUGAUUUAGUACCAAAGGAGAAGAUAAAGGAAAUAAAGCAGCUAUCACCGGAAGAGUAUGACGAGAUUGAUGGUAACGAAAUAAAUAGACUAAUGUUUGACAGGUUUCAAAUCUUAUCCCAGGACACUCAGAUAUUGGUCGGUCCUGAUAUUCAGUCGACUAUAGGUAAAAUCAAUACCACCUCAUCAACGAAUGACUUUAGAAUCCUGGAUAAGAUGAAAUUAGAACUAACCGUGGAUUUAUCAAUACUGCCUAAAGCAUAUAAAUUGCCCACCAUAAGGGUUUUUGGUCAUUUACCGCGCUUAAGUCUUUCCAUAAACGAUAUUCAAUACAAAACUAUUAUGAACUUGAUUACAAGUUUCAUACCUUCUAUGAUUGAUGAUGAUGAAAACAACAGCGACUAUAUUAAUUACUCCUCUUCUAGUUCCGAACAAGAAAUAAAGAAACAAAUUCAAUUGCAAUUGAAGAAUACAUUGAAAGUAUUAGAAAAUAUGCAGCCACUUCAAAUUGAACAAAAAUUUUUAGAACUUCAUUUUGAUAUCGAUCAAGCUAAGAUAGCAUUUUUUCAAUGCAUCAAGAAUGAUUCUAGAGACAGCGAAAAGCUGAUUGAUAUUUUGUGUCAAAGAUUGAAUUUUAAUUUUGAUAAAAGGGCCAAAGAAAUGAAUUUGGAUUUAAGGGUACAUUCAUUGGAUGUUGAAGAUUUCAUUGAGCAGUCUGCUAACAAGGAAUUCAAAAACUUGAUAUCUUCCGGCGUUGAGAAAGUGACAAGGUCCCCAAAGGAUUUGUUUACGCUAAAGUACAAGAGAAUCCAAAGAAUUGUAUCUCAUAACGAUACUUUGAUUGAGUUGUUUGAUCAAGAUAUUGUCAUGCAUAUGAGCGAAUUGCAGUUGGUAUUAACACCAAAAUCUGUCUUAACUUUGAUGAAUUAUGCAAUGCUUACUUUUACGGAUCCGAAUGCUCCAGAAAUGCCUGCCGAUGCCUUAAGACAUAAUAAAGAAGAUAGGGAGGACGCACCACAAAAAAUCAAUAUGAAGAUCAAAAUGGAGGCUGUCAAUAUUAUUUUAAAUGAUGAUUCCAUUAAGCUAGCUACGCUAGUCCUGUCAGCGGGUGAGUUUAUGAUGGUUCUUCUACCGGAAAAAUAUAGCGUUAAUCUAAAUUUAGGCGGAUUGGAAUUAACUGAUGAAACAAAUGAAUCAUUUUCCAGGGAUUCGGUGUUUAGAAAAAUAAUUCAAAUGAAAGGCCAGGAAUUAGUCGAGCUGAGCUAUGAAUCAUUUGAUCCAGCCACUAAUACCAAAGAUUAUGAUUCAUUAUUAAAAUAUUCUACUGGCUCUAUGCAUGUUAAUUUCAUAGAAAGUGCUGUUAAUAGAAUGGUUAACUUCUUCGCUAAAUUUCAGAAAUCCAAAGUGUCCUUUGAUAGAGCACGUCUUGCAGCGUACAAUCAAGCACCCUCUAUUGACGCCGUAAAUAACAUGAAGAUGGAUAUUGUAAUUAAGGCACCUAUCAUACAAUUUCCUAAGUUAACGGGUGCACAGGAGAACGAUUACGAUACGAUGAGAUUUUACCUUGGUGAAUUCUUCAUCGAAAACGUAUUCUCUGUGAUCGAUGAAUCUCACAAAAUAAACCAUAUCAAACUAGGUGUUCGUGAUGGUCAAUUAUCCUCUAAUUUAAAUUUUAAUGGUUAUAGUCAACAACUAUAUUUGGUCGAAAAUAUAGGUUUACUAUUCAAUAUAGACCGAGAUCCACUUCCAUCAGACGAUGCUCCAGAACUUAAGGUAACGAGCAAUUUUGAAUCGUUUGCACUGGAUUUGACUGAAAAUCAGUUGGCUUACUUAUUAGAAAUUUCCAGUAAGGUCUCCUCUGCAUUCAACAUCACAGACGAAGACUCUGGUACAUCAAGAGUUAAAGACGCUGCUGUAGACCCCUCUUCGAAUCAUGUUUCUGUCAGUAGCGAAGGUGAACGCAUAACCACUCCUCAGUCUCUACAAGAACCGAAUGAAAGCAAUCUAAAGAAUCCAGACCAGAAAUACUUGGACUUUUCUUUCAAGGCUCCAAAAAUCGCCCUUACUCUUUAUAAUAAAACAGAGGGUGUUACUUCUUUAAGUGAUUGUGGUCUAACAAGGGUCAUGUUUCAAGAUAUGGGAUGCAACCUUGGUAUAAAGAAUGACGGAACUAUUGAUGGUCAGGCACAUGUUUCUGCCUUUAGGAUAGAAGAUAUUCGUAAUAUUAAGGAUAAUAAGCAUACAGAAUUGAUACCUAAGAGUGAGAAUAAAGAAUAUCAAUUCGUGGCAAAUAUUUCAAGAAAAAAUUUAGAAGUCGGGCGCCUUUUUAACAUUUCAAUGACAAUGGAUAGUCCAAAAAUGAUACUAGCGAUGGAUUAUUUGGUAUCUCUCAAAGAGUUCUUUGAUGCGAUCAUGACCAACAGUUCCGAAAACAAUCAAUACUAUCCUGAAAACACAAAUCAGAAGCCUAGAAAUAAAGCUGUUGUGGAAGGCAUGGAAGAAAAUAGUGGUGGAACCAAAAUACAGUAUUCUGUUAAUAUCAUUGAAACAGCUCUAAUCUUGCUUGCUGAUCCUUGUGACAUGAAUAGUGAAGCUAUAUCAUUCAAGAUAGGGCAGUUCUUGAUAACUGACCAGAAUAUCAUGACUGUUGCAGCCAAUAAUGUUGGCAUCUUUUUGUUCAAGAUGAAUUCAUCUGAAGAGAAACUGAGAUUGUUGGAUGAUUUUUCAUCUUCCUUGACAAUUGACAAAAGAAACUCAACACCACAGACUUUAUUAACUAAUAUACAACUUUCCGUUCAGCCGUUGUUAAUGCGUAUUUCACUUAGGGAUAUUCGUCUGGCUAUGGUGAUAUUCAAGAGAGCCUCCACCUUACUAAACAAGAUGAGGGAAAAAGAACAUAAUGUAACGGAAGAUGAGAGCACAGACAAGAUCCAAUUUUCUCAUGAAUUUGAAAGAAAGUUGGCAGUGUUAGAUCCAAGCAUUUUGGGAGAGCGCAGCAAGCCUAGCCAGAGCUCAGAUAUUGAAUCUAUUGAUGUGCCCUGUGCUAUUUUGAAAAAUGAAACCUUCAAUGCUGAUUUAGGUGGUUUGAGAUUUAUUUUAAUUGGUGACGUUCACGAAAUGCCAAUACUAGACAUGAACGUGAAUGAAAUCACCGCCUUUGCUAAGGAUUGGUCUACUGAUUUUGAAGCUCUUGCUUCUUUAGAAACCUAUGUUAACAUAUUCAACUAUUCAAGGUCCAGCUGGGAGCCGCUUCUGGAGAUGAUUCCUGUAACAUUCCACCUAUCAAAAGGGCAUUCUGAAAUGGAUCCUGCGUUUUCUUUCGAUAUUUUAACUCAAAAAAUCGCAGAAAUUACACUUUCUGCCAGAUCGAUCGCUAUGCUUUCUCAUAUUCCUGCAUCUCUAACAGAAGAGCUGCCCUUAGCCUCCAGAGUGUCUCAGAAGCCAUAUCUAUUAAUAAACGAUACAGAGUUGGAUUUUGAUGUGUGGAUACAGGACAGUACAACAGAAGGUAACAGAAAUAACGUUGUGGUUCUAAAAGCAAACACCUCGUUGCCUUGGGAAUUCGAAGAUUGGAGAAGUAUAAGAGAAAAAUUGAAUAUUGAUAAAUCGAAGAAUAUUCUUGGGGUUUGUGUUUCUGGACAAGAUUAUAAAAGUGUCAUGAACAUCGAUGCCACUACCGAAGGAGAAAACUUACAUGUUUUGAGCCCACCGAAGAAUAAUGUGCAUAAUAGAAUCGUCUGUGAGGCUAAAUGUGAUGAGAAUAAUGUGAAGAUUAUUACAUUCAGGUCCACUCUAGUCUUGGAAAAUACAACUUCGACUGAAAUUGAACUCUUGGUUGAAUCAAAAGAUUCAAAUAAACCAUCUUUGAAUUAUGUCAUUAAGCCACAUGAAAGUAAAUCUGUUCCUGUAGAACAUGCUUACAGUUCUGAUAUUAGGAUCAGGCCUGUAUCAGAAGAUUUAUAUGACUGGUCACGACAGACACUUUCUUGGAAAGAUCUGUUGAGUAAUCAAAUGUCUAUAUUCUGUUGUUCAAAGGAACAGUCUGAUCAAAGAUUUCAUUUUGAAGUUGGUGCAAAGUAUGACGAAAGGGAGCCAUUGGCGAAAAUAUUCCCUCAUAUGAAAAUAGUAGUUUCAGCAUCUCUUAUAGUCGAAAAUUUACUUCCAGCCGAUAUCAAUUUUUCUAUUUUCGAUAAAAGAGAGGAAAAGAGAACAGAUUUCCUGAAGACUGGAAAGAGUAUGGAAGUUCAUCAUAUAUCCUUGGAUAGCUUUCUGCUGAUGGCUGUUCAACCUUUACAAGACGGGGCUUCAGCUUCAAAGCCCUCUAUUGUUAACACACCACACAAGAGUCCUCUGAACCCAGAAGACUCAAUAUCUUUGACCCUGUCUGGAGGUCAGAAUUUGUUGUUGAAACUGGACUAUAAAAAUAUCGACGGUACGAGGUCAAAAGUUAUAAGGCUAUACUCUCCUUAUAUCAUUAUGAAUGCCACUGAUAGAGAACUAUACAUUCAAAGUACUCUCUUAAAUGUUGCACAAUCCAAGAUUCUGCUUGAAAACGAAAAACGGUAUACUAUUCCGAAAAUGUUUUCCUUCGAAAAAGAAGAUGAUAAGAGUAACAGAGCCCGUAUUAGGUUCAAAGAAUCAGAAUGGAGUUCCAAGUUAUCAUUUGACGCUAUUGGUCAAUCAUUUGAUGCAUCUGUUAGCAUAAAAAGUAAAGAACAAGAAUCUAAUCUAGGUAUUAACAUUAGCGAAGGUAAGGGGAAAUACUUACUAAGUAAAGUUAUCGAGAUUGCACCAAGAUAUAUUAUAAGCAACACUUUGGACAUUCCUAUUGAAGUUUGUGAGACAGGAUCUAUAGAUGUCCAGCAAAUAGAAUCAAACAUCACUAAGCCUUUAUAUAGAAUGAGGAAUAUUGUCGACAAGCAAUUAGUAGUGAAAUUCUUAGGUGGGGAUUCCGAUUGGUCGCAACCAUUUUUUAUCAAAAAUGUUGGUGUAACAUAUUUGAAGGUUUUAAAAAAUUCAAGUCACAGGCUUUUGAAGAUUGAAAUUCUUUUGGACAAAGCCACAAUAUUUAUAAGAAUCAAGGAUGGUGGUGGUAGAUGGCCAUUUUCUAUAAGAAAUUUCAGUGAUCAUGACUUUAUAUUCUAUCAGAGAGAUCCUCGAAGGGUUAGUGACCCAUACAAGGAUGGCCAGUCUAAUGAAUCUUCGAACCGGAAUUUCAAGCCAAUAUUCUACAGGAUUCCCUCAAAGAGUAUUAUGCCAUAUGCGUGGGAUUUCCCUACAGCUAAGGAGAAAUAUCUGGUGUUAGAAUCGGGUACUCGUACAAGAGAAGUUCGACUUGCAGAGAUUGGUGAACUGCCACCGUUGCGGUUGGACAAAAGAUCAAGGGACAAGCCAGCUCCUAUUGUCGGAUUACACGUUGUCGCUGAUGAUGACAUGCAAGCUUUAGUUAUUGUUAAUUACAAAGCCAAUGUUGGGUUAUACAAAAUGAAAACUAGCUCCGCAAUUAGCACUUCUUCAGUUUCAGUGAAUAGUUCAGUGACAGAUGGCUUUGUGCAAAAGGAUGAGGAUGAAAAGGUUAACACACAAAUUGUCGUUUCGUUUAAAGGUGUUGGAAUUUCUUUAAUUAAUGGACAUUUACAGGAACUUCUUUAUAUUAAUAUGAGAGGGAUUGAAUUGAGAUAUAACGAAUCUAAAGCAUACCAGACAUUCAGUUGGAAAAUGAAAUGGAUGCAAAUUGACAACCAACUAUUUUCAGGAAACUACUCGAAUAUUCUUUAUCCGACAGAGAUUCCUUACACAGAGAAGGAAAUUGAGAACCACCCUGUAGUAUCAGGCUCUAUUUCUAAAGUCAACGAUUCGCUCCAAGCUGUCCCAUACUUCAAACAUGUGACAUUACUGAUCCAAGAAUUCUCUAUACAAUUAGAUGAGGAUAUGCUGUAUGCUAUGAUGGAGUUCAUCAAAUUCCCAGGAUCGCCAUGGAUUAUGGAUUCGAGAGAGUACAAAUACGAGGAAGAAAUUCAGCUACCUGAUGUUUCUGAAUUGAAAGCGGCAGGCGAUAUCUAUUUCGAGAUCUUCCAUAUUCAACCAACCGUCUUACAUCUUUCUUUUAUACGCUCUGACGAAAUUAGUCCAGGCCUGGCUGAAGAGACUGAAGAAUCAUUUUCUUCAUCAUUGUACUAUGUGCAUAUGUUUGCUAUGACACUAGGUAAUGUUAAUGACGCACCAGUUAAAGUUAAUUCUCUGUUUAUGGAUAACGUAAGAGUUCCUUUACCAAUAUUGAUGGACCAUAUUGAAAGACACUACAGUACUCAAUUUGUGUACCAAAUUCACAAAAUUCUAGGAUCUGCAGAUUGUUUUGGUAAUCCGGUAGGUCUUUUCAACACAAUUAGUUCGGGUGUCUGGGAUUUAUUUUAUGAACCAUACCAAGGUUACAUGAUGAAUGAUAGACCUCAAGAAAUUGGCAUACAUUUAGCCAAGGGGGGGCUAAGUUUUGCAAAGAAGACAGUUUUUGGUCUUUCCGACAGUAUGUCUAAGUUUACAGGGUCAAUGGCAAAGGGCUUGUCGGUAACACAAGACUUGGAAUUCCAAAGAGUGAGAAGAUUACAACAAAGAAUAAAUAAAAACAACAGGAAUGCCUUGGCAAACUCAGCGCAAUCCUUUGCUAGUACUCUGGGAAGCGGUUUGAGCGGCAUUGCAUUAGAUCCGUACAAAGCCAUGCAAAAGGAAGGUGCUGCUGGUUUCCUCAAAGGUCUCGGUAAAGGUAUCGUUGGAUUGCCAACCAAAACAGCUAUUGGGUUCUUGGAUCUCACAAGUAAUUUAAGUCAAGGCGUGAAAAGCACAACCACGGUGCUUGAUAUGCAAAAAGGUUGCAGAGUACGUUUACCAAGGUAUGUGGAUCAUGACCAAAUAAUAAAACCUUAUGAUUUACGUGAGGCUCAAGGGCAGUAUUGGCUCAAGACCGUUAAUGGAGGAGUAUUUAUGAAGGAUGAGUACCUGUCGCACGUUAUAUUGCCUGGCAAAGAAUUAGCGGUGAUUGUGUCCAUGCAGCACAUUGCCGAGGUACAAAUGGCCACACAAGAACUAAUGUGGAGUACAGGAUACCCCUCUAUUCAGGGAAUUACUCUGGAAAGAUCCGGUCUUCAGAUCAAACUCAAGUCUCAAUCCGAAUACUUUAUUCCGAUUAGUGAUCCUCAAGAACGUCGCUCUCUGUAUAGGAACAUUGCCAUUGCUGUUAGAGAAUACAAUAAGUAUUGUGAAGCCAUACUGUGA